UCGCGAUAACUUUGUGGUUAUAAAGGCUGCACCCCGCGCACGUCUCGGGCGUCGUCUUCCUUCCUUGCCGUGAGUGUUUCUCGGAGAUCUGUGACUCGGUCCUGCUGAUAGCAAGAUGUCUUCAGGAAAUGCAAAAAUUGGGUAUCCUGCCCCCAACUUCAAAGCCACAGCUGUUAUGCCAGAUGGACAAUUCAAAGAUAUCAGCCUAAGUGAAUACAAAGGAAAAUAUGUCGUAUUCUUCUUUUAUCCUCUUGAUUUUACUUUUGUGUGCCCCACUGAGAUCAUUGCUUUCAGUGAUAGGGCAGAAGAAUUUAAGAAACUCAAUUGCCAAGUGAUUGGAGCAUCUGUGGAUUCUCACUUCUGUCAUCUGGCAUGGAUUAAUACACCCAAGAAACAAGGAGGAUUGGGACCCAUGAACAUUCCUUUGGUAUCAGAUCCCAAGCGUACCAUUGCUCAGGAUUAUGGAGUCUUAAAGGCUGAUGAAGGUAUCUCUUUCAGGGGCCUUUUUAUUAUUGAUGAUAAAGGUAUCCUUCGACAGAUCACUAUAAAUGAUCUUCCUGUUGGCCGCUCUGUGGAUGAGAUUCUGAGACUAGUGCAGGCCUUCCAGUACACUGACAAGCAUGGUGAAGUGUGCCCUGCUGGCUGGAAACCUGGCAGUGAUACCAUCAAGCCUGAUGUCCAAAAGAGCAAAGAAUAUUUCUCUAAGCAGAAGUGAGCACUGGUCCAUUUUUCUGCCAGGCUGCAUUGGUCAGCCAGAAGAAAAUUUCUUGUACUCUAUUCAUGCUUAAACAAAAUGUGGUGUGAUUCAAGACAUCCCUUUCCUACAGUACUGGGGGCGGUUAGCCUUUCUUCCACUAUUGGGAAUAACCUGAGGUUUGUUGUGAGUUGCAGAAAUCAACCUGUUGUUCCUUUUUUUAGUAUCUAUUAAACUUGAUCUCUGAGAA
Messenger RNA from Peromyscus leucopus (white-footed mouse), 944 nucleotides. RefSeq names its product peroxiredoxin 1 (gene Prdx1). Gene Ontology annotation, biological process: response to oxidative stress; removal of superoxide radicals; hydrogen peroxide catabolic process. The transcript is spliced from 6 exons. The record is from RefSeq and is a predicted model, not a curated record. Gene Ontology annotation, molecular function: thioredoxin peroxidase activity. Gene Ontology annotation, cellular component: cytosol. NCBI's taxonomy places the organism in Eukaryota, Metazoa, Chordata, Mammalia, Rodentia, Cricetidae. Bases 116 to 715 code for a protein of 199 amino acids.